AUGAAGGUCUUUGUCACCGUCUCCACCCGUCCCAACAAUGGCCCCGUCGCCCUAGAGGUCUCCAAGGAUGACACGUUGGUGAGCGUCAAGGCAAAGCUCCACGACAUGGUGGGGAUCUCGCCGUCGCGGCAGCGCCUCAUGUUUGCCUUCUCGGCCUUGCCGGACGAUGAUGACACAACAUUAGCCGACCAUGGCGUCACCGACCUGUCCAUGUUCCAUCUCGUGAUGAUGAUGAAGAUGCAGGUGUUCGUGAAUUGCAUGUAUGGCACCAUCACCAUCUCCGGCACGGAUAUUAACAACACUGUCGAGAGCUUCCGGCUCGCGGUGCAGCUCGCGGUGCUGCAGAAAUACGGCACCGGGAUCCAGCCGGCGCAACAGCGGCUCAGCUACGGCGGAAAGCAGCUGGAGGACGGCCACAUCCUCAUGGACUACAACAUCCAGGAAUGCGCAACCAUUCAGCUUCUCUGCCGACCUUGCCGUUUACGAAGAAGGGUGGUCGAGCUGGACAUCGAGGAUACAGACACGGUGGGCAGGAUCAAGGAGCGGGUGGAGGAGGCGGAGAGGGUUGGCCUGCCAACGCAUCUACUACUGUGGCAACGAGUUGGACGACAGUUGUGCGCUCGCUGA
This is a messenger RNA of Lolium perenne, 627 nucleotides long. RefSeq names its product polyubiquitin 9-like. The record is from RefSeq and is a predicted model, not a curated record. Gene Ontology annotation, molecular function: protein binding. Lineage: Eukaryota; Viridiplantae; Streptophyta; Magnoliopsida; Poales; Poaceae.